Molecule: messenger RNA, 1242 nt
Organism: Malassezia globosa CBS 7966
Lineage: Eukaryota; Fungi; Basidiomycota; Malasseziomycetes; Malasseziales; Malasseziaceae
Exons: 4
Coding region: 1-1242 (413 amino acids)
Biological process (GO): Arp2/3 complex-mediated actin nucleation
Cellular component (GO): Arp2/3 protein complex; actin cortical patch
Molecular function (GO): actin filament binding
Source: RefSeq, a predicted model, not a curated record
AUGUCGCGAUCAAAUGUGAUUGUUUUGGACAAUGGUACGGGGUAUACGAAGAUGGGAUUUGCGGGCAAUUCCGAGCCGUCCUUCGUGUUUCCUACAGCCAUAGCGACAGCCUCUUCCAGUGCAGGAAAGGCUGUAGGUACACGCCCAUCGGUGCCAACGAAGCCUGGCGGCUUGACUAACUCGUCGCUCGUGUCGAAGCGUGGGAUCGAUGACCUGGAUUUCCACAUUGGACACGAGGCAUACGCCAAUUCAAAAUCAUAUCAAGUGCACCAGCCGAUUCGCCAUGGUAUUGUUGAGAAUUGGGAUUUAAUGGAACGAUUCUGGGAGCAGUGCAUAUUCAAGUAUCUACGUGCCGAGCCAGAGGAGAACUUCUUCAUGCUCACCGAGCCACCGUUGAAUCCACCAGAGAACCGAGAAGCCACAGCGGAGAUCAUGUUUGAGUCAUUCAAUAUCAAAGGCCUGUAUAUUGCCGUGCAGGCUGUCUUGGCUCUUGCAGCUAGUUGGACAAGCAACAAGGUGACGGACCGCACACUCACAGGCACAGUGGUUGACAGUGGUGACGGUGUAACGCAUGUAAUCCCUGUCGCCGAGGGGUACGUGAUAGGAAGCGCGAUCAAACACAUUCCCUUGGCUGGCAGGGAUAUUACGUACUUUGUGCAGCAGCUCCUUCGUGAGCACUACUCGUACGUAUGCCAAGACAUUGUUCGUGAGUUCCGUCGGUUCGAUGAAGACCCAUACAAGUACUUCGAGCGGUAUGAUGGCGAAAACUCUGUGACAGGACGCCCAUACUCCGUCGAAGUUGGCUACGAACGUUUCCUUGCCCCAGAAAUUUUCUUCAAUCCAGAGAUUGCAUCGUCAGACUUUCUUACUCCCUUGCCAGAGAUUGUGGAUACUGUCAUUCAGCAAAGCCCUAUCGAUGUACGUCGUGGGCUAUACAAGAACAUUGUUUUGUCCGGCGGCUCAACCAUGUUCCAACACUUCGGCCAGCGACUAAAGAAGGACCUCAGCGCUAUUGUGAGCCAGCGUAUCGCGGCGUCUGAGGCUGCGAGUGGUAAUCUCGCGCGAAGCUCAGGUCUGGAUGUGAAUGUCAUCUCGCACCGCAUGCAGCGCUACGCUGUCUGGUACGGCGGCUCGCUUCUUGGUUCGUUGCCCGAUUUUUACUCGUUUUGCUAUGACAAGCGUGACUACGAAGAACAUGGUCCAAGCAUCGUUCGUAAGUUUAGCGUAUUUGGCGGCGUUUAA